This is a messenger RNA of Capronia coronata CBS 617.96, 921 nucleotides long. RefSeq lists its product as uncharacterized. Gene Ontology annotation, cellular component: plasma membrane; eisosome filament. Bases 1 to 921 code for a protein of 306 amino acids. The transcript is spliced from 2 exons. Gene Ontology annotation, molecular function: lipid binding. Lineage: Eukaryota; Fungi; Ascomycota; Eurotiomycetes; Chaetothyriales; Herpotrichiellaceae. The record is from RefSeq and is a predicted model, not a curated record. Gene Ontology annotation, biological process: eisosome assembly; negative regulation of protein kinase activity; endocytosis.
AUGAAUCGCGCCUUGUCCAUCCGCUCCCGCAAGAAGGACGAGCACAUGAAAGAGGCUCCUAAACACACCUUCUCCAUUUCCACGCUGCGCGGCAUCCAGCAAGCCGAACUCUCGAAGAAACUGUACAAGCUGAUCAAGACCGAGAACCAUGCCAUCGGCGCCUACGAGACCGCGGGCCGCGAGCGCCUGUCCAUUGCGUCGCAGCUGUCCGACUGGGGCGAAUCCACUGGCGACGAUGCCAUCUCGGACAUCUCGGACAAGAUUGGCGUGAUUCUGUCGGAGAUCGGAGAACAGGAGGAUCUCUUUGCACAAAACCUGGAGGACUACCGUUCCAUCUUGAAGCAGAUUCGAAACAUCGAGUCCAGCGUCCAGCCCAGCAGAGACCAGAAGGCCAAGAUCAGCGACGAGAUCCAGAAGCUCAAGUACAAGGAGCCCUCGAGCCCGAAGAUCGUCACGCUCGAGCAAGAGCUCGUGCGAGCCGAGGCGCAGAACUUGGUCGCCGAAGCGCAACUCACCAACAUUACCCGCCAGAAGCUCAAGGAAGCAUUCGACGUGCACUUUGCGGCGACCGUCGAGCGCGCCGAGAAACAGGUCAUCCUGGCCAGAUACGGUCGCCGUCUGCUGAACUUGCUCGACGACACGCCCGUCGUGCCGGGAGACGUACGACAGCCCUUCGAGGAGAGCAAUGAGGCCAGACAGAUCCUCGCCGACGCCGAACAGGAGCUGCUCUCGUGGCAACCCAAUCUUGAGCCCAUCCAGUCCAAUGCCGGCGGCCUCGGUUCCAAUCUGAUGCCUUCAGACGAGCCUACUCAGGGCACCCGCACCCAUACAGAAGUGACCGAGCCAGUCCCCGCGCCUCCUCCGACAGAGAAGCCGGCGGCGGAAAGCCAGGGAUCACAUCUAGAGUCGGCGACCGCUUAG